GGCACUCACCGAUUUUAAUUGCCAUAUGUGACGUCAUCACAUUGCGACGUUUCAUGCGGAUGCUGUGCUGAAGGGCGCCGUGUGUAGCGUCUUAAAGUCCUUUAGGCAGGUUGUAGUUUACAUGGUGAAAUGUCAGUGGUGUCUCUGUGUCGUGCUCUGGGAGCGUUUACUCUCAGCUCCAGGGUUCUGACAGCUCCGUUGUUUGCCCCCCUUGCCCUGAGAAGCAUGGUGGGCGGGGCCACCCUAUUGAGGCCACAGCCAGUACGCUUCUUGACCACCACCAUGCCCCGCCCACAGAACAGGACCCUGUGGAAGCAGACCGAUAAAUACACAGUCCGGCCGAUCGGAGUUAAAAAGACCGGAGGGCGGGACUACACAGGAAAGAUCCGGAGGCGGGGCAUCGGAGGGGGCCACAAACAGAGGUACAGAAUGAUCGACUUUCAGCGGCUGCGUUUUGAAACAGGGAAAGAGAAGGGCACUCAGAUCGAGGAGCGAGUGAUCCAGGUGCGCUACGACCCCUGCAGGUCAGGUGACAUUGCUCUGGUCGCCGGGGGAAACCGUAAGCGUUGGAUCAUCGCCACUGAGAACAUGCAACCUGGUGACCUGGUUAAAAGCUCAUCUGUGAUUGGUCGGAUGGCUGUGUCAGCCAAUGAGGGUGAUGCCCACCCACUGGGAGCACUUCCUGUAGGAACUCUGAUUAACAACCUGGAGCUCCAACCGGGGAGAGGAGCACAGUACAUCCGUGCAGCAGGGACAUGUGGUGUACUCCUGCGUAAAGUGAACGGAACUGCAAUCAUUCAGUUGCCUUCUAAACAGCAGAUUCAGGUGUGUGAGACGUGUGUGGUGACGGUGGGCCGUGUGUCGAAUGUGGACCAUAAUAAGCGUGUAAUAGGGAAAGCAGGGAGAAACCGUUGGUUUGGUAUCAGACCAUCAAGUGGACUAUGGAAGAGGAAGGGUGGGUGGGCGGGGCGUAAGAUCAGGCCCCUCCCCUCACUGAAGAGUUAUGUCAACAUGCCAUCUGUCUCUGUACAGCCCUGAUACACACCUGUGUGUGUGUGUGUGUGUGUGUGUGAUGCUGACACUGUAGUAAUUACGUAUAAAGCAAGUAAAUCAAAGCUCAGACAUACAGCAGAGCUCCAUUGUGAGGCUCAAUAGUGCGAACACCAGGUCUGUGACUAGUGUGACAAGAGUUUCUGCUGUUUAAUAGAAGAAGGGAAGAGGAAAAAAAUCUGACUCACACAGACGUUAUUAACACUUUCAGUGUUUAUUGUUUAUUCUGAAGGUCACAAGAUCAGAGUCUGAUUAUAAAACUGAUUACUGAACAGAUUCGACUGAGAAAUACAGAGAUGAACUGAUGUAGAAUUGAAACACAGUGAGCUCCAGACCUCAGGAUCACACGGACACUGUGGGGAACAACCUGCAAAUAAAAUAAAUAAAUAAAGUGUUAAAUUGUGU
This is a messenger RNA of Tachysurus vachellii, 1455 nucleotides long. It is a transcript of the gene mrpl2, whose product is annotated as mitochondrial ribosomal protein L2. The transcript is spliced from 7 exons. Gene Ontology annotation, molecular function: RNA binding; structural constituent of ribosome. The record is from RefSeq and is a predicted model, not a curated record. Gene Ontology annotation, biological process: cytoplasmic translation. The coding region runs from base 130 to 1038 and encodes 302 amino acids. NCBI's taxonomy places the organism in Eukaryota, Metazoa, Chordata, Actinopteri, Siluriformes, Bagridae. Gene Ontology annotation, cellular component: ribosome.